AUGGAUUUACUACCGGAGGGGAAGAAAAACAAUACACAAGUUUCUUUUGAAGAUCAACAAAAGAUUAAUGAAUUUUCCAAACUUAUCAUGAGAAAGGAUUCCCUAGAACUGGAGUUGGCAAAACAAAGACAAGAAAAGGAAUACCUAGAAGAUGUGUCACUUGAAAUAGAGUUGCUAGAUGAGGAAGAAUUGGUUCAAUAUAAAAUUGGCGAUUUGUUUAUGUUAAUGAAACAGAGCGAGGUCGUUGAACAAUUAGAAAAGGAUUCAGAGAUUAUUGAUAAGACAAUCGACGAACUAGAGUCUAAAGAAUCCGACCUGGAUGGUAGAUUAAGUGAAUUGAAAACAGCUUUGUAUGCUAAAUUUGGAGAUAAUAUCAAUUUAGAGCGUUAA
Naumovozyma dairenensis CBS 421 is the source of this 390-nucleotide messenger RNA. It is a transcript of the gene GIM3, whose product is annotated as tubulin-binding prefolding complex subunit GIM3. Gene Ontology annotation, biological process: protein folding. Gene Ontology annotation, cellular component: prefoldin complex; cytoplasm. The coding region runs from base 1 to 390 and encodes 129 amino acids. The record is from RefSeq and is a predicted model, not a curated record. NCBI's taxonomy places the organism in Eukaryota, Fungi, Ascomycota, Saccharomycetes, Saccharomycetales, Saccharomycetaceae. The transcript has a single exon.